Molecule: messenger RNA, 969 nt
Organism: Chondrus crispus (carragheen)
Lineage: Eukaryota; Rhodophyta; Florideophyceae; Gigartinales; Gigartinaceae
Product: Syntaxin
Exons: 1
Coding region: 1-969 (322 amino acids)
Biological process (GO): intracellular protein transport; vesicle fusion; vesicle-mediated transport
Cellular component (GO): SNARE complex; membrane; endomembrane system
Molecular function (GO): SNARE binding; SNAP receptor activity
Source: RefSeq, a predicted model, not a curated record
AUGGCGACGAGGGAUCGCACCGGUUUAUUCUUACGAUAUCGCGAACAAGCGAGAGCACUGCACCGUCGACCGGCAAGGGCAUCCGAGGGCAGCAGGUUUAUCGGCGCUGAAAAUGCAACAGGAGAUUUCGACUCAAAUCAUGAUGACAGUGCAGAUGAGGACGGUGCUCAGGUUCGGAGGGGGGGUAUGGAACCGGACUGGGUCUUCACGUACAACGAACUCACGGGUGAUUUAUCAGAACUAGAAAAGCUUCUGGAGCAACUCAUCUCACUGUAUAACAAGCAUUUGCUACCUUCAUUUGGAGAAACAGAUACUUCUCAACUUGAGCACGACAUCCGAACGCGGUCUCAUCAAUUGACCAAGCUGUUACAUGACGUCGAACGGAAAGUUCGAAAUGUCACCAAACACACUACAGAGCUUGAUUCAGAUGAUAGGGAAGUUGAAACAAAGAUCCGGCAGAACCUGCAGAAGCGAUUCGCAACACCUCUGCAACACCUCUCAAUGUCAUUCCGAAAGCGCCAGAAAGCGUACCUAGACAAACUCAAAGAACAUCGUGAAUCUUUCGCCGCGAAAACAGAUUCAAAGAUGGGAACCCUGAUAGAUAUUGGUGACCCAUCCGCAGCAGACCAGUACGACUCAGGCUUUUCAGAAUCGCAACUGCUCACCGUGGAAAACGCUUCUGCCUUGGCUGAGGAUCGAACCCAGGAGCUCACUUCUGUCGCAGAAAAUGUCAAUGACUUGGCCACGCUUGUCAAGGAUAUUGCGUCGCUAGUCGUCGAUCAGGGUACGGUUUUGGAUAGAAUUGAUUACAAUCUAGAGGACGUUAAGUUGACGACCACAAGCGCUGUGCGGGAACUACACAUAGCUAACCGGUACCAAAGGAAGCGACACGCUCUUUGUUGCAUCAUCCUUCUAUCUAUCGCAUGUGGAGUUAUGUUCACAAUUCUUGUUUUUAAAUGGACGAGCUAA